CUCAGCAGCGAACGACAUCCAGGGCAACCCAGGAGAUAAACUAAAGACAAACCAUAUCUAUCUGCUCCACAACCUGCAGCCGCUGAACUCCCGAAGCUUCCUCCCAUCGUGAACAAGAUACCCAACUGUGACACAAUGAAAGCGGCCGUAGUUUUCGUUAUGCUCUUCGCCACAGUCCUCUGCCGGCCGGCGAGAAAAGUUAGUGAAAGCAGUUCAGAGAGCUCUGAGGAAGUGAUGAGACAACCUCAAACCCUCAGUAAGGCGGCAGAGGUUCCUCUGGACCGUGCAGCACCUGUAGAGCAGGCGGCAGCAGAGGCGCUCGUAGGAUUGGAAUCCGCGAGCCCGGACACAACCUCAUCCCCAGCUACAGCCUCUGUCAACAGCCAGGACAGUGAUGACAGCGAUGAUGAUGACGAUGAUGAUGAUGAAACCGAAGAGGAUGAAUCUAGUGAAAGCUCAGAGUCGGGCGAGUCCUCCACCCUCGCUCCCACCACCGUCACACAGGAACCCUUUGCAGAAACCACUGACGAACCCAUCGUGCCUACCAUCGUCACUGACACGGAAACCGCCCGCGGCGACAGCUUGGGAGGCUACCCCAGCGACUACAAGUCCAUGAACUUCGUGGAGGAGAAAUCCUACCACAAGGUCCCCGCUCCCUACAAGUCCUACGAGUAUAUUGGCACAGGAAAGAAGAUGGCGUACGACAUGACAGAGGGCAAUGAGGUGGACAAGUCACUCAAGGUGUACAAGGCUCUUCAGAUCCACAACGACAUCCUGGAGGAGGACACCAGUACCCCUGAGGUGGAGAUCCAGGGCCUCGACAUCUCCUCUCAAGACCAGGACCUCAGCCCCCGCCAGGCCUCCCUCCCAGAGGAGGAGAAGGAGGAGAGUAUUAGCACCAGCGAAAGCACCAGUGCUCCGGAGGAAGAGGAGCAGGAGGAGGAGAAGCAGAGCGACAGCGACAGCACCACCAGCGCAAGCACCAGUCAGGAGUCAGAGGACGAAGACAGCCAGAGCAGCGAGGAGGCCACGGCCACACCCGGAGCCGCUGACAGCGAAUCAGAUGAGAGCCCCGAGACCGAUUCAGAUGAGGAGGUGGUGGGACCUGACGCCACCACUGACAUACCAGUGUUCAUCACUGCCAAAUAGAUAAUCAUUCCUGGAAAUGGGAGUGGGCGGCGGUGUCAGAAAGAGUCACAUAAAGAGCACACUCUGCAUCCAGGUGCAAAACGCUCCCCCCCCUCUCCCAGGGCCACUUCCCACUGUGGGGCCAAACAGGGACCGCCACGCAUAACUAUUAUUAAUUUCAAUGUGUUUACACAAUAUUCCUGUGAUUAUUUGUGCAUCUUUUGGUAAACAGAAAUGCUUUUCCUUCUGGAUUGUAUUUGAAUAAACCAAUAACUCCUGCAUCCUGUGGUCUGGUUGCCCUGGUAAAUCCCAUGUUUGACCCCGCAAGGGAAAAGUGGUAGGGUGUUGAAACUGACGACUGCAACGUGGAGGUUGAAUGACUUCAUGACCAUUGUCCCCGCCCCUUUCCCCUGUGUUACUGUAGGGUUAAAGGUCAAAACUGGAAAAGAACAAAGACAAACUGCAUUUAACCAUUACCUAAUAACUGCAACAUGGUUCUUGUGCUUAUGAGACGAGAGCGAAAAGUGCACCAUCUAUUGUAAUCAUUUUCUGCAUGAUAGAAUUUAUACUUGACAUUAGGCCAUGCAUUUGCUGCCUGUGUGGUUUAGCUUCAAUGCUCACGAGUAUCAAACCUGGUGGUGUAGAUAAAAGGAUGUAAACCGAGAGAAACACCCCAUCAGUUCAGUCAGGUAUAGACGCAGCACACACACACACACACACACACACACACGCACAACCCAUUCCCGUUCAUUUGCACAGUAACCUACCUACACUACAUGUUGUUUGUUCCAUGUUGUUUACUGUAAUGUAUC
Cyclopterus lumpus (lumpfish) is the source of this 1940-nucleotide messenger RNA. It is a transcript of the gene spp1, whose product is annotated as secreted phosphoprotein 1. The record is from RefSeq and is a predicted model, not a curated record. The coding region runs from base 136 to 1149 and encodes 337 amino acids. Lineage: Eukaryota; Metazoa; Chordata; Actinopteri; Perciformes; Cyclopteridae. The transcript is spliced from 7 exons. Gene Ontology annotation, biological process: ossification; cell adhesion.